GGCUCCAGGGGCGGUGCGUGGGGCCGGGCCGGGGCGGUGCUGCCCUACGGGGCCAGGAGCAGGGGAGCCCAGGGCAGCUUCAGCCAUGGCAGAGGGGUCGGAGAAGGUGCCCAUCGCCAGAGCGGGGCCCGAGGAUGUGGAGCAGUGCCUGCCGCCCGCAUACACGGCGGCAGUGCCCCCUCCGGGGCCAGGGCGGCUGCUGAAGGCAGGGGCUGCGGUGCUCAUCGCCGGGGCCCUCCUGCUCCUGGCCGGGGCCAUCGGCGCCUUCUACUUCUGGAAAGCCACCGAGCGGCAGGUGUACAACGUUCACUAUACCAUGAGCAUUAAUGGGAAAGUACAAGACGGAUCGAUGGAAAUAGAUGCUGGCAACAACUUGGAGACAUUCAAAACGGGAAGCGGGAGCGAGGAGGCUGUUGAAGUCCAUGAUUUUCAGAUCGGCAUAACCGGCAUCCGCUUUGCCGAAGGGGAGAAGUGUUACAUCAAAGCCCAGCCAAAGGCUCACGUCCCCGAGGUGGAUGCUAUGACCAAGGCGAGCCUCUCCUCCGACCUGGAAGAUGAAAUCAUGCCGGUGAGAUUUGAUGAAAACUCCCUUAUCUGGGUGGCUGCGGAUGAACCUAUCAAGCACAAUGGCUUCCUGAGCCCCAAAAUUUUAGAGCUCUGGGAUCUUCCGAUUUUCUGGCUUCGACCUACAUAUCCCAAAGAUAAACAACGGGAAAGGAGAGAAAUGAAGAGAAACAAACGCCAAUCAGAACCAACCUUUAACGCAGAAGACUUGGAAGCUGCUGUUGAAGAGGCGAACACCAGGCCGCCCACCACCCAGCUGACCCCAGAGCUGGAUCAGCAGUCGAAUGAAACCAGGCCGGUGGGACAGGAGACCGAUGUCGGACCAGAGAGCGACCAAACGCUCAAUCCCGACAACCCAUACAAUCAACUGGAAGGGGAAGGGAUGGCUUUCGACCCCAUGCUGGAUCACCUAGGCGUGUGCUGCAUCGAGUGCAGGCGGAGCUACACGCAGUGCCAGAGGAUUUGCGAGCCCCUCCUGGGCUACUACCCGUGGCCCUACAACUACCAAGGCUGCCGUACCGCCUGCCGAAUCAUCAUGCCCUGCAGCUGGUGGGUCGCUCGCAUCAUGGGUGUCGUGUGAGAAAAGGCUUUCGGUUCCCUGACAAAACAAGCAGAAAGAUUACAAGGACAAACUGGUAAAAGACUACGACCAAAGGGGCAUCGCCAGCCCUGGCUCUGAAAUCGAAGCGUGUGUUACUGUACCAAAAGCGAGGUCAGUUACUCAGUGUAAAUAAAAUCUUAAAUUAAUAGUUCAUUAGCUUUGCCAAUGGCAAGUGUACGCUAGCAUUUACUGAAUUCAAAAACCAAGCAUUGCCUGUUUUGGGACAUCUAACUUUGCUCACAAACUGGUUUAGCAGUCUAGGAGCUUGCUCAUAAAUCCAAAUUCAGCCCUUUCGUAACAAAACCCUCCGAGCUAGCUGUGAAAAUUUAUGUCCAAUUAGGCAACUGGCUAAACUUGUACACUCGGGAGCACCUUUCAUCCGCGGAGCUUCGUUAAAUAAAUCACAAGUUAAGUUGCUCCCUGUUGCUAUUCGCAGCGAGCUGCCAGGUCAUUAUGGAUGGUUAUACCCCAAUUACAGCAUACCUUUCCCACAAAGCUGCUGCAGGGGCCGCGCAUUGUGCUAGGUCGGAAACCAGCGGCAGGAAAAGGGGCUGUGGAAGGGAACCGUGCGUGGCCGGGGAACCAAAACCCCUCGCACAGCCCGACAUCAAAGCCGCCCCGGCAGCAGGAAUCUUGUAUCCACGACACCGCGGCGGUGGCUAACAACUAUCUGCUCUCCAGCGACUACGGCGCGAAGUAUUUACACGCAGUUGCAGGCCAAAGAGUCUCAAGACCCUUCAGAGCCUACAAGAGGCGCUGUAUUUAUAAAUCCUCGAACUAGACACUUCUGACACAAGAUUACAACCCCUCUUUAUUCCGCUUAGAUAGCGGCCAUUCAUGCCAGCUCUGCUGAAGCCAACCUCUGUUCCCCACAAGAGAAAGUGCUUACCAGUAAUCAAGAAAGAAAGAAAGAAAGAAAGAAAAAAAAAAGCUUUCUAGCUUCACCCUUAUUGCUCAGGCAAACCCUGUAAUUAUUGGGACUGAUCCUAUUAUAUAUUAAAUCUCUAAGGAAGGUACUAAGCUGAAACACUCGUGAAGGCAGUGCGACUUAGGAUUCCCAGUCUUUGAAAACAGAAAUAGAGGUAUUACACUGCUUUCAUCCUUAUUCACCCCAUAUCAAACCCUACCACUGAGUUUACGGAGCCAUCUACGUGGGCUUCACGAACAGGAGGGUCCCAUUUUCUCUAAAUUUGCCUUCUGGAGCUCUCAUUUUUUUGACUAAACAGCUCUCGAAAUGUUGCAAGCCUGGUAAUGUUAUUAACACUGCAUGACACAGAAAAGAGGAAUUAAUUUGACAUAAUCGUGGCUUAAAGAAAAUAAAGACAACCUCAUGCAGCAUGCUAAACAGCGUAUCGAAAAAGCAAAGUGUUAAAUGAGAAACGAUGAGAAUAGAAUUCAGUAUUUUGUUCUAUUGUAACUCCUUUUUUCAUGUAAGCUUCACCUUAAUCUCAAGAAAAGACUUGCUUUGAAAUAUUUAAAUUUAAAAACUUCUUAGAGUGGGAUUUCAAGGCCUGUUAAUUUUUUUUUUCUUUUUAAAAUGAAAAUGACCUUGAUCGUUAUGUUUUUUUAGAAGAACAUCAUUCAAUAUGCUUAGAUUUAUUUUUUUUUAACGCAGAUUAAACGGAUACAUUAAAAACAG
Anas platyrhynchos (mallard) is the source of this 2804-nucleotide messenger RNA. It is a transcript of the gene CNMD, whose product is annotated as chondromodulin. The record is from RefSeq and is a predicted model, not a curated record. Gene Ontology annotation, biological process: negative regulation of angiogenesis; negative regulation of endothelial cell proliferation. Lineage: Eukaryota; Metazoa; Chordata; Aves; Anseriformes; Anatidae.